Molecule: messenger RNA, 570 nt
Organism: Neoarthrinium moseri
Lineage: Eukaryota; Fungi; Ascomycota; Sordariomycetes; Amphisphaeriales; Apiosporaceae
Exons: 1
Coding region: 1-570 (189 amino acids)
Biological process (GO): formaldehyde catabolic process
Molecular function (GO): zinc ion binding; S-(hydroxymethyl)glutathione synthase activity
Source: RefSeq, a predicted model, not a curated record
AUGUCAUACUCGCUUCAUCCCGCUAUCGAUAACGGCAUCAAGGCCGGUCAGUCUGACUUCCCUGGAGGCAAGCUCACAUGCCACUGUAGUAGUGACAAGGUGGAGAUCACCAUAGAGGGCAACGUUCUCCAUAACCAUGCUUGCGGAUGCUCGAAAUGCUGGAAACCGGCCAAUGCCCUCUUUUCAAUCGUUGGUGUCACCCCGAAGGACAACCUGAAGGUGACUGCCAACGAGUCCAAGCUGCAGAUCGUUGAUGAGAGCGCUGCUAUUCAACGUCAUGCAUGCUCCAAGUGCGGUGUUCACUUGUUUGGCCGCAUCGUUCAAGAUCAUCCCUUCAAAGGUCUGGAUUUCGUCCAUACCGAACUCAGCGACAAAGCUGGCUGGCAAGAGCCCCAAUUCGCUGCCUUCGUCAGCUCCAUCAUUGAGCAGGGAUUCCCUCCGGACAAGGCUUCUGAGGUCCGAGACCGAUUUCACAAGCUAGGCCUUGAAACGUAUGACGCACUGAGCCCGCCGUUGAUGGACGCCAUUGCGACUUACAAUGCGAAGAAGUCUGGCAAGCUCCCGGCUUAG